This is a messenger RNA of Vigna angularis (adzuki bean), 2779 nucleotides long. RefSeq names its product probable WRKY transcription factor 2. The transcript is spliced from 6 exons. The record is from RefSeq and is a predicted model, not a curated record. Gene Ontology annotation, biological process: regulation of DNA-templated transcription. The coding region runs from base 357 to 2597 and encodes 746 amino acids. Lineage: Eukaryota; Viridiplantae; Streptophyta; Magnoliopsida; Fabales; Fabaceae. Gene Ontology annotation, molecular function: DNA-binding transcription factor activity; sequence-specific DNA binding.
CUCUUUUUCCUCCUUCAACAGCACAAUCAUUUCAUUUCAUUUCUAUAUUUUGAGACAAUUAUUUCUAAACACACAACACAGCCAGAGAGACAACAAACAACUGAUAGAAACAACAACAUCAGCAUGGUGAGAAAACAUAGUUGGAUCAAAUUCCAUUAACCGAGGAAAAAAAAAGAGAACCAACAAAAACCCAGAUAACUGGUUGUGUCGGGUUCGGGUUUAUCGGAUCCGUUUCUCUGGUUCCAACCGUUGAUGUUGUUGCUGUCGCGGUGAUUAUAGUGCUCGUGGUUGUUCUCUUUCAGGAAUCUCAAUAAUUCAUUGUUUUUUAGGUUAGGUGUUCUUGGGGUGAGGUCUGAAUGGCUGGGAUUGAUGAUAAUGUUGCCCUUUCUGGCGAUUGGGGUCUUGCUAGCCCAAGUCCAAGAACAUUUUUCUCUAGAAUGUUAGAGGAAGAAAAUGUAACAAGAUCAGUCUCAGAGCAUUCUGGAAGUGGUAGAACUGGGGAAUUCUUUUCAGGACCACAUGAGCCUAGUGAGACAGGGAAGAGAAACAUGCAGGAUGCAACACAAGAUGGAGAUUCUGUAGCCCAAUUGAGUUUUCAGACCGAGCAAAAGCCUAACUCCAGAGGUGGUCUUGUGGAAAGAAUGGCUGCUAGAGCUGGGUUUAAUGCUCCUAGGUUGAACACUGAAGGCAUUAGAUCUACUGAUCUUUCACUCAAUUCUGACAUUCAGUCUCCUUACUUGACCAUCCCACCAGGUCUCAGUCCUACUACACUUUUAGAUUCUCCAGUGUUCCUUGCAAAUUCACUGGCACAGCCAUCUCCAACAACUGGAAAGUUUCUGUUUAUGUCAAAUGGCAACAUGCGGCACCCUGAAUUAUCAUCUGAUGCUCCAGAAAAAUGUAAAGAUAAUGGCUUUGAUGAUAUCUAUACAUCAUCCUUUGCUUUCAAGCCUGCAACAGACUCAGGCUCCUCUUUCUAUCAUGGUGCUGGAAGAAAAAUAAAUCCAACUACAUUUCCUCAACAAUCCCAUCCUGGUAUUGAGGUUUCGGCUCAGUCAGAAAAUUCUUUUCAUUCCCAAAGUGUUGAUGCUGCCAAAGUUCAAACUGAGAACAAAAAUGGUCUUCAUCUUCAGGCAGACUUUGCCGAAUCGCCUCCUGAAAAGGAUAUUAAAAUGUUUCCAGCUGAUCAAAGGGCUUUUGAUGCUGUUGGUGGUGGCAUUGAACAUUCUACACCAGUUGAAGAGCAUGGAGAUGAAGAAGGAGAUCAAAGAGCCAAUGGAGAUUCAGUGACUGGUGGUGUUGGGGGCGCACCAUCUGAUGAUGGAUAUAACUGGAGAAAAUAUGGCCAAAAACAAGUGAAAGGCAGUGAGUACCCUCGAAGUUACUACAAGUGUACCCAUCCAAACUGUCAGGUCAAGAAGAAAGUAGAACGAUCCCACGAAGGCCACAUAACUGAGAUCAUCUACAAGGGAACGCACAACCAUCCAAAACCUCCUCCUAGUCGCCGAUCAGGCAUAGGUUCAGUUAACCCUCACACUGACAUGCAAGUUGACAACCCUGAACAUGUUGAAUUACACAAUGGUGGUGAUGGUGACAUCGGCUGGGGUAAUGUACAAAAGGGAAAUAUAUCUGGAGCUGCUAACUGGAAGCACGAAAACCUUGAAGCAACAUCAUCAGCAUCUAUUGGCCCUGAGUACUGCAACCAGUCCAAUUUGCAGACGCAAAAUGGUGGUACUCUUAUUGAUUCAGGAGAGGCAGUUGAUGCCUCGUCUACUUUCUCUAACGAAGAAGAUGAAGACGAUCAAGGCACUCAUGGUAGUGUAUCAUUAGGUUAUGAUGGGGAAGGAGAUGAAUCAGAGUCCAAGAGAAGGAAACUGGAAUCAUAUGCAGACCUGAGUGGAGCUACUAGAGCCAUCCGUGAGCCUAGAGUUGUUGUACAAACUACCAGUGAGGUAGAUAUCCUUGAUGAUGGUUAUCGGUGGCGCAAGUAUGGACAAAAAGUUGUCAAAGGAAAUCCCAACCCAAGGAGUUACUACAAGUGCACAAAUGCAGGCUGCACAGUAAGGAAACAUGUGGAGAGAGCAUCACAUGACCUUAAAUCUGUGAUCACCACUUAUGAGGGAAAGCACAACCAUGAUGUUCCUGCUGCUCGUGCCAGUAGCCAUGUCAAUGCUAACGCGUCAAAUGCCAACCAAGCUUCUGGUGUUCUUCAUAGCCAUGUUCAUAGACCGGAACCAUCUCAAGUACAUAAUGGCAUGGGAAGGCUUGAGAGGCCAUCCCUCGGCUCGUUCAACCUACCUGGAAGACAGCAGCUAGCACAUUCCCACGGCUUCUCCUUUGGCAUGAACCAACAAAUGCUAUCGAAUCUGGCAAUGUCAGGGUUAGGCCACAUGCAAGCCAAGCUCCCUGUCAUGCCUGUUCAUCCAUUCUUGGCACAGCAACAACAGCAAAGUCCUUCAAACGAUUUUGGUUUCAUGAUGCCAAAGGGAGAGCCAAAUGUAGAGGCUAUUCCUGAACGUGGUGGUGGCCUUAACCUGCCAAAUGGCUCAUCAGUGUACCAAGAAAUCAUGAGUCGCAUGCCCCUUGGACCUCACAUGUAAAAUUUCAUUCCCUGAUUCUUUCUUCAAAGAAAACACUAAUGUUUUUACAUCUUAUAACAUACAUAUAUAUAAUAUAUACAUGUGUAAUGCUCGGGCAUACAUAGGUGAACUUUUUCAUUAUUAGACUGUCAUUGUAAUGUUUGACAUUCAUCAUCACAUGAGCAAAGGUAUAUGUUGUUUUA